AUUUGUAAAGUGUUUUGUGAAUAACGCCUGCAAGCGGUCGUAGGAGUCUGUGGACAGUGAUCGCACGUAAAUUACGCAGGAUUUUGCGUAGAGCUGCAGCGGUUUUGAGCAAUGUGAAUAGAGCCUCAUAAAAUGGCGGAUCGCGGUGAAGAUGUAGAUGCAGAGAGUGAAGAUGAAUUAUAUGAGGUGGUUAACAUCACAGAUUACGCCAGGAGGCAUCAAUGGUGGAGUCGUGUUUUUGGGAACAGUACAGGACCCAUUGCAGAAAAGUACUCUGUGGCUUCACAGAUAAUGAUGGGUGGAGUGACAGGAUGGUGUGCUGGUUAUCUUUUUCAGAGAGUUGGAAAAAUUGUGGCUACUGCUGUUGGAGGGGGAUUUCUUUUGCUACAAAUUGCCAACCACAGUGGCUAUGUACAGGUUGACUGGAGGAAAGUGGAAAAGGAUGUCAAUAAAGCAAAAAAGCAUUUGAAGAAAAAUGCAAACAAAGCAGCCCCUGAGCUCAAUUCCUUUAUAGAAGAAUCAACAGAAUUUGUGAAGAGGAAUAUUGUUAUCUCUGGUGGAUUUGUUGGAGGAUUUCUGCUGGGACUGGCAUCCUAAAUGAACCCUGGCUCUACUGUGUUGCCACUGAUAUAAGUAGUUUGCACAUUAAUAUUCUCCCUUAUGUCGGUAUCACAGCGAUACAACACUGAAACUUGAUGUAUUGUGUGAAGCAGUGCAAUGGACGUUUGCUGAACUGUUGUUCUAAAUAUAUUCCUCUACAAUGCUGUUCUUAAAUGUACAUAGCUUAAUCAUCCUGAUGAAGAGAGAGAUAUUGUGCCAAUAAUUUUUAGAAAAUUGUUGGUGUGGUUUUAUGUUAUUUUUAAUUUUAUUUUGCAUACUCUUAAUCAUUAAGACAUCAACAUGAGGUAUGUUACAUAUACAACUAAAGUGUUUCUUAUUGUACUUUGUUUUUGACAAUACAUUAUUUGAGUUAGUUGUAUAAUUUCCAUAAUAUUUACUUAUGUAUGUAAGCAUGUAUUAUUUUUUGAGUGUUUUACUUUGUGAUGGAUUUUUUUUUUUAAAUAUACAGAAUCACCCACCAAUAACAUGUUUGUGGAAAUAAUAAAAAAUUAUGUCUU
Molecule: messenger RNA, 1118 nt
Organism: Onychostoma macrolepis
Lineage: Eukaryota; Metazoa; Chordata; Actinopteri; Cypriniformes; Cyprinidae
Gene: fundc1
Product: FUN14 domain containing 1
Exons: 5
Coding region: 133-597 (154 amino acids)
Biological process (GO): autophagy of mitochondrion
Cellular component (GO): mitochondrial outer membrane
Source: RefSeq, a predicted model, not a curated record